Molecule: messenger RNA, 1986 nt
Organism: Ophidiomyces ophidiicola
Lineage: Eukaryota; Fungi; Ascomycota; Eurotiomycetes; Onygenales; Onygenaceae
Gene: VPS33
Product: Vacuolar protein-sorting-associated protein 33
Exons: 4
Coding region: 1-1986 (661 amino acids)
Biological process (GO): vesicle-mediated transport; intracellular protein transport
Cellular component (GO): CORVET complex; fungal-type vacuole
Source: RefSeq, a predicted model, not a curated record
AUGGCUCCUCAUCCGGGUCUUGAGGCGGAUUAUAUCAAGGAAAAGUCCCAAGAAGAACUUCUCAGUCUUCUUGAAGGCGUUAGAGGCAAAAAGAACCUUGUGAUUAGCAAGGAGCUUGCAGGACCCCUCGGACUAUUUGUCAAGUUUUCUGCCCUUCAAGAAUAUGGAGUCGACCGUGUUUUCUUACUUGAAAACGAGAAUGUUGACUCUUCUCAACGGAAUAUCGUUUUCUUGGUUCAUGCUGAGAAGCCCAAGCAUGUAAGCACUGUAGCUGCCCAAAUUCGGAAGCUUCAGCGCAAUGGCACUACUGAACAUGAGUAUUCAAUUUUUUGGGUUCCACGGAGGACACUUGUGUCCAACCAGAUCCUUGAGGAUGAAGGAAUUAUCGGAGAUGUAAACAUCGCUGAGCUUCCUUUAUAUUUCUUCCCACUCGAGAAUGACGUCCUCUCUUUAGAACUGCCGGAGUCGUUUGGUGACUUAUAUCUCCAUCAUGACCCUAGCUCGAUCUAUCUUUCAGUCAAGGCAUUGAUGCAACUCCAAAGAAGACAUGGAAUAUUCCCACGUAUAGUUGGAAAGGGUGAUAAUGCCAAGAAAUUAGCAGAUCAAUUGCUACGCAUGAGAAAAGAGGCCGAUGCUGAAGAAUCGUCAGAAUUGUUAGAUGCGUCAGGUCGGGGGCUCAUGGUUAGCUCGACGAUUGAAAGUUUGAUCGUCAUCGAUCGCGAUGUAGAUUUUGCGACUACACUAAUGACCCAACUUACUUACGAGGGGCUUGUGGAUGAGUUCUUUGGUAUUAAACACAACCAAGCAGAAAUUGAUUCAACAAUAAUCGGUGCAGGCAUGUCGCAAAACUCAUCUUCUGGUUCAUCGUCUGCUGUAAAGCAAUCAUUGAAUCGCAAGAUCCAGGUGGAUUCGUCUGACCAGCUUUUUAGCCAACUACGCGAUGCUAAUUUUGCUAUCGUCGGAGGUAUAUUGAAUAAAAUCGCAAGACGCCUGGAGAGCGACUACGAGAGCCGACAUGGAGCUAAGACGACAUCGGAACUUCGAGAAUUUGUCAAUAAACUCCCGGCUUAUCAGGCAGAGCAUACAAGCUUGAAGACACACACAAACCUCGCAGAAGAGAUCAUGCGCCAAACACGGUCAGAUAUAUUUCGACGAAUACUGGAGGUCCAGCAAAAUUUGGCUGCCGGCGCGGACCCUUCAACCCAACAUGACUUGAUCGAAGAACUUAUUGCUAGGAAUGUCCCUAUCAAUUCUGUUCUACGUCUAAUGUGUAUCGAAUCUUGUGUCGGUGGUGGCUUUCGUCACCGAGACCUUGAGAAUUUUAAGAAACAGAUACUUCAGGCUUAUGGUUACCAACAUCUAGUAACCCUCUAUGCUCUUGAAAAAAUGGAACUUCUUCAAUCACGAUCUUCGGCUACUGCUAUGAUUUUACCUACUGGUAGCAGUGGAGGGGCAUCAAACCUGAAAACAAACUAUGGUUAUCUUCGCAAAGCUCUUCGAUUAAUUGUCGACGAAGUCGACGAGCAAAAUCCAAAUGACAUAGCAUAUGUAUACAGUGGAUAUGCCCCAUUAAGUAUACGCUUAAUCCAGUGUAUUAUCCAAAAGCCACAUAUCUUGGCUCUCACAAAGAGUCUACCCGCGCCAGCAGCAGCAGCAUCUGCAUCUGGUAGCACGCCUUCUCCUGGAUGGUUAGGGUUUGAGGACAUUGUCAAAAGUGCUCGUGGAGCCACAUUUAAUCUCGUUCAGAAAACAGAAGAAAAGGCCUCUCGCACAAAACAGACCUUAACUGGAAAUGGUGGUGUCAAGACUGUGAUUAUCUUUUUCUUAGGUGGAAUCACCUUUGCAGAAAUUGCUGCAUUACGUUUUAUUUCCAAACAAGAAGAAUCGAGAAGACGGAUAUUGAUCUGUACAACUGGAAUAGUCAACGGUAAUCGGGUGAUGGAAGCGGCUAUUGAAACGGCAACAUUAGAGCCGUCAAAUCAAUAG